ACUCGAACUUACCUCUGUAUGCCAGACAACAUUUUUGUCAGGUGAUUUGCAAACACGUGAAAAAAAAAAAGGCGUUGGGAUCUUGAGUCAUUUACUGUACGCCAACUUCCUCUUAUGUCAUCUCUUGUGGAUAUAGCUGACAGACAUCAGGUACUUCAUUUCUGUAAGGCGAGCCAGGCUGAAGGUGAGAAACUUCUGAAAGCCAUUAAAUUUGUACUUGGGUGUACAGCUGUUCUCUGAAGCAUAUCAACCAUCCGUACUCCCAACCUUCGCUGUCCAUACUGCAAAUGUGGAGCAAUUGUAAUGGACUGCCACCAACACCCGGUGGGUACAUGCUGAAAUAUCUUCUAUCAACAAUUUGAAAGUCUCUGAAACGGAGAAUGGGGCUGAGGAAAAGAAAGCCAAGCCAUAUGCCACCCCUCAAGUCCUGAUCAGUGAGGCUGAAGAGAUUGAAAUCCGGCAAAAACCUCCCCUCACCAGAUCACAAUCUAGUUAGCUGAAAAAUUGCACACCUUUUUGGAUCUGCAGAUCGCAAACAUGCACAGCUGUCUUUUCAGCUUUCUCCAGAAGUCAAAGACUUAUGAUUCCACGUUGGCUCUCGACAUGAAGAAUGAUAUGAAAAUUGAACGGAAAAAAUCUGCUUCAAAUCAGUUCAUGAAGGCAAAUGCACAUUUCCACAAGCUGUUCAAGGAUGUUCCAAAGGAUGAGUUAAUAAAAGAAAGUUUCACGUGUGCAUUACAGAAAGAGAUUUUAUACCAAGGAAAGUUAUACAUUUCAGAAAACUGGAUUUGUUUCCACUCAAAGGUGUUUGGGAAAGACACAAAGAUUGUAAUUCCAGCAAUCGCAGUAACUGUGUUAAAGAAAACCAAAACUGCCUUACUUGUGCCAAAUGCCCUUGUUAUUGCUACAGUCACCGAUCGGUUCAUAUUUGUGUCCUUAUUAUCACGUGAUUCCACCUACAAGUUAUUGAGGUCUGUCUGCAGCCACCUUGAUAACAUAAGUGUUGGAAACAGUCCCAACCCUUCUGCAGAACACCUUGACAGAGCCGAACAUGCUACCUCAUUUCCACUUGAUUUCAGUGUAGACUUUUCAGAGAUUGACGGUUUGGUCCGACAACGAAGAAAGGACAUAGAAGAAUACAGUAGCACGGGCUCUCAAACACCAGAAUCUGAAAACUCUCAAGAAUUCCAGGAUCAAGACAAAAACGUCACCACAAAGUCUCACAACCCUGUAGUUGUGGAGAGUCAGAAGAGCCCUGAGAGAAGUAAAUUGAUUCAACAAAAGACAGAUCACAAAAGCUUGUUUAAGAGACCAAACAUUUCACAGAUUACCUCCUUGAAUGGCUUGCUUUUCUUCUAUGCAAUUCUUGUCUGUCUGCUGAUAGUCUCCACAUUAUAUAUGCAGUCAAGGAUUGUGUAUCUAGAGGAACGGCUUUCCACGCUUGGUUCUUUCCAAUGGUCGACAGAGCAAGGAAUGAGCAGUUGGCACAUUAAUGCAAAUCUAAUAUGUGAGGAAUUGUCAGCCAACCUGGAAAAACUUGACAAGAUUCAGAGAAGCUUGCAGAGGCUACUGGAAGAUGCAGAAUAAAACGCAUGUUUACAUUGAUGGUACACCGCUCUCUGCUGGACAGAGGAAUUUUAUUGUGGAAUCAAUCACUGAACUGCACGGAAAGCCAGAAAUUUCAUCUCAGGAACGCUUUUUUUUUUUUCUAGUCCUUUUCUACUUGUUUUCCCCUAACGUGAGCAAUGUGGUGGUUAAAGCCUUCUCACAUUUCUUGCUUCUGACUUAAGAGAAUUAUUCUUACAUUUCACUGUGAAAGACUGUUUUGCACAUGUUUCUGUAAAUGUAUAUUUGAAGCACUCCUUUCUUUACUGUCUUAUUUAUGUCAAGGGCUUUGUUUGCUGGAACCAUAAACCAGCCCGGUGGAGACUUGAUGUUUGCAACAGAAUGCUGCCACUUUAAAUCCAGUUACUGUGAUAAUGAGAAUGGUAUUGGGGCCUUCUGACCAAUGAACUAUGGAGUAAUUUGCAACCUUAAUGCCCAUGUUGUCCACUGUGUAAUCGUUCAGGAACCAGGCUACCUUGCCAAUAAUAAAGAAUAAACUUUGUGCUAUUGUACAGAUGCUGCAUCCUGUCCUCCUGAGAUGUGCCUGUAACAGGAGUAGUCUCAGACAGCACAAUUUUGGAGGUGCUAGGAGGGACACCAGUUUUGUCUUGAUAAAAAAGUUAAAGUAGUUUAUGCAGGUAUGGUUGUUGGCAGUUAUGUUUAAAGUGACCUUGUUGGCCCUUAAGCCGCCAUCUUUAUUAACCUGAAAACCCUUCUCUGUUCCUGUCGUUUUGAUUGGGUUUUCUUAAUUCAUUAGGGGCCUGAAUUCUUGACCAAGCUUUACCCUCGAGUGCCCCUUGUCCAACAAGUAUGCCCUUGAUGGCCACCAAAGAACUGUCAUUUGGGGGGGCGGGGUGGUAGCUGACCAAUGCUUAGGUCAGACGUCUAGUCUUUAGCCAAAUAGUGAAAUGUGCACAGAGGAUAGUUUUUCUGGAUAAUAAAGGUAAUGAACACCUUGCAGCAUCUGCUCUGCGGCUGAUCUUUUAUCUGUAUGUGGCUAAAAUGGUCGACUGGUUUUAAGAGUACAUCUUUAUAGAGUACAUUUUUUAUAGACUCAAGUCCUCACAAAGCACACAUGGAUAACUACAGAUUAGGCUGGCUAUACAUGAUUUUUUUUUUUUUUUUUUUUUUUUCCAACCAGUGGGAGGAUUGGGGGAGAAAAAAAAUGCAGAUUCUCCCAUCCAUACAUUCAAGGUGGAUGUGAGGAGAAUUGCUCCCACUGUGGUAUUGUAUUCUGACAGCAGGGGGUCUUUCCUUCUGCUAGAAUAUGAUUGGUGUUGCCAGCUAUAGCUGCUGGCACCAAUUGUUCACACAGGCUGGUUGUACCCAAGUCAAGCGACAUGUAGACAAUCGACCAGCCCAUUAAUGAAUUUAAUAUUCGUCCCUGUUGGACUGACCACAUUUCAAUCAAUGUAUGGUUUGCUUAACUUUCCUGAGUCGCUGCCUUUUAAAAGGAUUACUUGACCUGAAUGUUUUCACAUGGUCAGAAGUGCUGGCCACACUAUUUAGUCAUCUAAGCAUAAAAGCAUUGGUAUGGUCAGAGCUCCUUUUUUAUAUAAAAAUGCAAAUGGAUGUUUACUGUCAACACUUUGUGAUUGCACUGAUGGAAACAACACAUGGGUACUUUAAAUUGUUUCAUUGUCCAACCCAUACAAGUGAUGGCUUUUUAAUAAUCUAAUUCCCUCACGUGAUUUGACUCAUGCAUUAUCAUCCUUGGGUGAAUAUAUCGGCACACAAAAUCAUAACAAUUAUUGAAUGAAGCCCCAGCCGAUAUACAGGCUUUCAUCGCCUCAAUUUGGUUCACAUCAUAAACUUAAUACAAGGAAAGAUCGUUUUAGCGUUUUCAUUUAAGACACUGUUGCUAAUUUUAUUCAAAUCCAUUUGGCUAAUCGGGUCUAUUGUGUGGGUUUUACUUUUUGUGGGAGGUUUUAUACUUUGAACCAGUCACUAACACUUUACUUGAUAUUGGCCAGAAUUUUCUAAAGAGCAGAGCUGGAGCUGGACUAAAGAGUACUUGUGGAACCGUUUGCAGCAGUCGUCUAUGUAGCUUGCAUUGUUUUUGACGUGUGUACCUAUGCUUGAAAGUCUUUGCCCUGUUACUGAAUUUUAGUCAUUGAUGUUAAUUUAAACUACAACUGGAGUGCAAAAUCUGGCACCGCUCUGCAUACAAACAACUGGCUUCCAUAUUUUUUUAUUUUUUUGUCAAAGCUUAAUUGAGCAAACUGAAGUUAAAAGCGGAUUGGCUACCAUGCGGCGCUGCACCAGAUCUUGCACUCCCCAGUUUUAGUAAGUCAACUCCAAUGUGUUUUCAGGACUUGUGUGAGAAAUUCAAUACCUUGAGAAUUUUUGUGUUUUUUUUUUUUUUUUUUAUUUGUAUAAUGUAUCAGUUACGCCAUAACCUUUAACACUAGUCUUACAAAACGGGUUGGAUUAUUUUUGGAUACCUGACUUGUUCUGCAUCUAAUGUUUAUAUGGUAUACCUAUGUAUGUUGAACUGUAGUUUUUAAUCAUUUCUAUGAAAUGUUUUUCAUAUUGCUAAAGUAUUAAAUAAAUGUAUACCUUGCACCAGGA
Molecule: messenger RNA, 4176 nt
Organism: Rana temporaria (common frog)
Lineage: Eukaryota; Metazoa; Chordata; Amphibia; Anura; Ranidae
Gene: GRAMD2B
Product: GRAM domain containing 2B
Exons: 16
Coding region: 538-1587 (349 amino acids)
Source: RefSeq, a predicted model, not a curated record